Arxiozyma heterogenica is the source of this 1713-nucleotide messenger RNA. RefSeq names its product serine/threonine protein kinase CHK1 (gene CHK1). Gene Ontology annotation, cellular component: cytoplasm. The transcript has a single exon. NCBI's taxonomy places the organism in Eukaryota, Fungi, Ascomycota, Saccharomycetes, Saccharomycetales, Saccharomycetaceae. Gene Ontology annotation, biological process: intracellular signal transduction; protein phosphorylation. The record is from RefSeq and is a predicted model, not a curated record. Gene Ontology annotation, molecular function: ATP binding; protein serine/threonine kinase activity. Bases 1 to 1713 code for a protein of 570 amino acids.
AUGGAUGGUGACAUCAUUCCAAGUCAGAUAAUUGAAGACCAAGAUAUCAUACCUCAGAUUGAUGGAUUUACAUUAGGUGAGACUUUAGGACAAGGAUCCUUUGGAAUAAUAAAAUCUGCAUCUUUAAAAGAUGAUAAUAUUGACAAUAAUGAAUCUUCCACAGUUGUCGCAAUCAAAUUUAUUGAUUUGAUUAAGUGUAAACAAAACGGUAUCAAAGACAAGAAAAUAUAUAAGGAAGUCCUGCUACAUUCAAAAUGUUCCAAUCAUCCAAAUAUCUUAAAACUCUUGGAUUAUAAUAUCAAAAAUGACUACCUUUAUUUGAUCUUGGAGAUGGCUGAUGGAGGUGACCUUUUUGAUAAAAUUGAACCAGAUAUAGGCGUAGAUAACGAUGUAGCACAAUUUUAUUUCCAACAACUAAUUAAUGCAAUAUCUUUCUUACACAAUAAUCAUGGUAUUGCACAUAGAGACAUCAAACCUGAAAAUAUUUUGUUGGAUAGGUAUGGUAAUUUAAAACUAGCAGAUUUUGGUUUUGCUACAAAAUUUAAAAAUAAAGAUGGAACUCUAAAACAAUUUUAUGAUACUGUUGGAUCACCACCUUACAUGGCUCCUGAAAUCUUUACUUCAUCUAAAGCAGAUAAAUAUCAUGCAAAUUUAACAGAUAUCUGGUCUAUUGGUAUUUUUGUCUUUGUUCUUCUGACUGGAGAAAUACCGUGGCAAUUGCCAACUAAAGAGGAUUCAAACUUCCGAAAUUUUAUUGAUCACAAUGGUAAUAUAAUUCAUUCUAGUCCUUGGUGCAAGAUCAAUUUAACUCAUUUAAGUCUAUUAAGAAAAUUAUUGCAGUUUGAUCCCCUAAAAAGAUUAACCAUAAUUAAUUUACAGAAACAUCCAUGGUAUUAUAAACACAACAAAUUUGCGAAUUCUAACAUGCUUUGUAAAGAUCCUUAUGGUUUGGCAAAAGCUUUAAUGUCAAAUUUGAAAGUCUCUCUAACAAACAAAACUUUUGAUACUCUAAUGACUCAAGAUCCUUUAAUUGUAGACAACUCUAUUAAAUGGAACUAUAAGUUUCCUGGAAAUAGGCAUAGUAAUAAAAUGAUAUCCACACAACCUUUACAAAAUGAUGUUGCAAAUUUACAAACAACUGAGCUAAAUAAUUUCAAUUCUAAACUGACACAAUACCAACACUUUGAUAAUAAUAUUGUCUUUAACACUCAAUAUGAGACAUUUUAUAUUCCAAAAAAGAUAGAAAAAAAAUGGUUAGAUCUUAUAAGCAAUGAUGUAGCCAUUUUACAAUUUACAAAUAAUCAUGAUAAUAAUUCUAGGGUCGACCAGUAUAAAAAUAUGGAUUUAAAGUUUAGACCUUUCAAUUUAACAAAAUUUUAUUCUCUAGAAUCAAUGGAUACUGUCUUAUCGUUUUUAGAAAAUUCUUUACAUUUAUGUGGUAUACCUGUUAAACCUGAUUUAUUUGAUACUUAUUUAAAAUUAAUAGAUGACUGUGAUGUUGACAAGACAAUAUUCCCUUUACAGAUAAAUAUUAGAACUGUAGAUAGAAGAUUCUCUACUUUAAAUGGAUCAAUCGUUAUUAAUUUAAUUAAUAAUCAAUUGAAAGUUCUUGAAUUUCAAAGAAAGAAGGGUGAUCCAUUAGAAUGGCGUAGACUUUUCAAAAAGAUUGCUGUAUGUUGUAAAGAUAUCAUACUAGUACCCAAUAAGAAUUGA